This is a messenger RNA of Pelobates cultripes (western spadefoot toad), 26300 nucleotides long. Lineage: Eukaryota; Metazoa; Chordata; Amphibia; Anura; Pelobatidae. The record is from the annotation of a GenBank genome assembly.
GGGACACGUAAACUAGGAAGUAAGAAUCCUGUUUCUGCGUGAUCAGGCAGAGGACAAUGAUCAGCGAACUACAGAGUGAGUGUGACAGCAAUAACUUCAUCUUUUCUGUUCUACUCAUUAACGGGAGUUUAACAAUUCCUAAAAGAUUACUAAAAGAACAUUCCUUAGCUGUCCAUUUCUCCUGUCACUACUAUACAGACCUGUGUUUAGAACAUUUUAGUCAGGAAAGGGUGUAAGAACGGUCAUACUAUUUGUGAUGAUGUAAUAAUGUACUUUUUCCCACGGGUACUAGUAAUUUAUAUAAAGUACAGAAACUGAUUAAUCACAUAAAAGGGGUUCUUCAGUUUCUGUCUUUAUAUACUGAUUUGGGUUAUUUUUCUCGUAUUAGUCUCUCUUGUCUUCCUGUAAUUUAAUACUGUCUUUCUGGCUGUCACAUACAUUUGUUUUGUGCUCCCACUAUCAUAUUUAUAUCCCACCAUUCUCAGUGUCUUGAGAUUUGCAAACCCGCUUGCUGGACUUACAUUUUCUAACCUCAAAUAUCAAUUAUGUUCUUAAGUGUAUUCAACCAUUUAUUACAGAUUUUUCUAACCCUUCUCAUCUCCAAAAAAUGAGGAAUCACAAAUACUCAGUGCAUCAGCUUUAGGGUAAUGUCUAGCUAGAAGUUAUUACACUUUAAUAAAGAACCUUAUAAGAUUAAAGGUGCACAAUAUGCUACAGGUUUUUCCAUUUCAUUUAGCCAAGAUUGUGUCCAUACAAUUCCGUAGAGAGCAAAGAGCACAAUCUCCGAAUGUAAGGUUUGUCAGAUGCACUGCUCAUUCUAGUACAAGGUAAUUGUGAAGGCCAAUUCAGCCCUCAAACCAUUGCAUUACAGAAUGCUGUUAGUAUUCUUCCCUUUAUAACAGAACGCUGUUACUACUGUUCCUUCUAUUACAGAACACUUGUUACUACUGUUUCACAUUCAUUUAUUGAAAGUGAAAUGUUGUUUUGAAAAAAAAAGGAAAAAAAAGUAAUUUUUUUAAAAAGAAAAAAGAAAUAAAUCAGAAUACUUGAUACAUUCUGCAAAUAUAUAAUUUGAUUUCUUAUGAACUUUGAUCCUAGCUGCUGAUGACACAUCUGUGGGAAAUAUUAACUAUUUCACCACUGCAAGCACUUAAAUUAAAGUGCACUUGCUAUGUAAUGUAAUGAAACAAUUCAUACAAGUGCUAUUCAUAUUGAUGGAUAACAUACAGGUACAAUUUCAUUCUUUGACAUCUUCUCUAUCACGUAUAGAUACAUACUACAAAUAUGAAUGGCACUGUUAAUACCGCAUGUUACUCACUGUGGGAUAACAUUGUAAGAUACGAUAGCCACAAAUGGUAGAAUACGUCAGGUAAAUUUAACACAUUUAGUUGAAAUUGUAAAUACAAAUUUUCACUUAAAACGUGUAUGUCGAGUUUUAUAUUUUUAUAGCUAGUCUAUAGCUUUCAUUUGGAAUUUUUUAGAUGAAAUGUUCAAGGGAGGUAUACACAAUAAGGCCAACAGACUGCCCAGGAAUAAUUUAAAUGUGGGCAAUUUUAUGAUGGUUUAUUAGUCAUCAGUGAAUAUACAGCAAAUUGAACGUAUAUAUAUAUAUAUAUAUAUAUAUAUAUAUAUAUAUAUAUACAGUACAAGCAGUCCAAGGACACAGAGGAGGUGGCACAUGAUCUUUGGGCCCAACAGAACUCACUUAAAUAUGUGCAGGUGCAGCUCAUCAAUAUACAAGUGGACUUUCCCAGAGAAAAGCAGAUCUGGAGGAUAAAAGCCAAAGCAAGAAUCUCGAAAUGAGAUGCAUCUUUGAGCAGAAUUACUUAACUUUCUUCCACAAUGCAACUUCAAAGGGAUUGUACCUCUAGAAACAGACCAACAAUGGAUGGCUGCUACUGCAUUAACAGACCUACUAGGGCCCUCAAAUCUACUUAGUGAGACGUCAGAGCGUUGCCACGGGUUACCGUGGCAAUGCUCAGCGCGGCAGUCACACCGCAAGACUUACAGUGGGAGCUGACCAGACCGGAGGAGAGAGAAGGGAGCUGACAGGAGCUGCAGGAAAGUUAAGUAACAGCUCUCUGCCAGACCCCCUCCUACACAGCCCAUCCACUGGACCACCAGGGAAUGAGAGCCCCCCUCCCUGGCCAGCUAACAAGCAGGGAGGGGGGACAAAAAAAAUAUAAAUAAUAAUUUAAAUAAUAAAAUAAAAUUAAUAAUAUAAAAAAUAUUAAUAAAAUAUUAAUAAUAUAACAACAACAAAAUAUUAAAAUAAUAAUAAUUAAAAAAAUUAAAUAAAAAUGCCCACCCCCCACCAAGUCUCUGCAUCACAUACACAAACACACUCUGCAUCACACACACACACUGCACUCAUACAAACACACUGCAUUAUAUACACACACACUGCAUUCAUUAUAUACACACACUGUAAAUACAUAUUCAAUUAAUAUAAUUUUAUUGGGAUCUAAUUUUAUUUAGAAAUUUACCAGUAGCUGCUGCAUUUCCCACCCUAGUGUUAUACUCGUGUCAAUAUGUUUUCCCAGUUUUUUGGGUUAAAAUUAGGGGUCUCGACUUAUAUUCGGGUCGACUUAUACUCAUUAGUCAUUUUAAAUAGAAAUACACAUAAAAGAUAUAUGUAGCACUGAAGAUGGAUAUUUAUUAUGUGAUAUAGAUGUGGGCAUGUCUCCCCAAGAAGGGGAGAUAUUUGAUUGAAUGUAAUUUAAAUAUUCAACUCCUAAUCAAAUUAAAAAAAAACAACCCUUAUAGCUUCACAUUGGAAGUCUACAAUUUUUCACUCCAUGUAAGAACUGCAUUUCAAGCCUUUAUAUAAAUCCAUGUCUUGAUCACUCCAAACAAAAAAGAAACUACAAUAAACAAAAACCUAAAACAUAUGGUUCUAUUUGAAAACAAUUCAAAAACUAUAUUAGAUACUUCAUGAAAGGUUAUGCACUGUGACUAACAUUACACUGCCAGACAAUACUUUGUGUAGGCGUCACAUUUAUUGGGAAACAUUCACUAAAUGACUUAGUAGGUUAGAGUGAUUUCAUUCCUAUUUCUAAAAAGCUUGUCUUCAAGUUACAAGAGCCUCUACAUACCGUUGCACAUGGUUUCUCAUCGAUGGUCACAGGUGCAAUCUGAAAUUAGAAACAGAAAAUAAAUCAGUAAGUCAGAGCUAAAAAGUUCAAAAAUAUUCUUCUUUGUUAAAUGUAUUGAUUUUCUUUUUUUCCACUGUCUGAAUGCUGAGGAACAUUCACUUAUGGAGGGUUUUGUCUGAUUCCUCGCAGUAAAACCUCUACAUGAAUAAAAAUACUGUACAUAACAGGUCAUUAAAUAAAAAAGUAAACUUUGAUGGAAUUUCCUGUGUGUGAAUUUGAGGAUUCUAAAUGUGAUAGGCAGUUUUGUCAGUGACUGCAUGCAGGCAGGCCAGAUUUUACGGUACUCACACAUACUAUGGGCCUGGGUUGGCUACAUUAAUUAAUUCAUACGUACAACUAUUCCUUAAACCAGGGAUGUAGAGCCAGAACACAAACCAUUCGACUUCAUCUCCUCAAUUUUGGUACCACUGACUCCUUACAUUAUAUAUAAUUAGAUUAUAAUUACCGUAUCUACUGUAUAUGCCAGCAUAAAAGUUAACAUUGUAAGCAUAACUAAAGCUCCGAAAAAUUAGCCAGACUCAGACUCCACAUUACAUUCCUGAUGCCAUUACUUAUUGCGUUAUUCCAGGCACCAAUACAACUUUAAAUAACUUGAUAGAUUUAGGCCUCAGUAAUAUGUUAUAUAUAUAUAUAUAUAUAUAUAUAUAACAUUUGCCAUAUAAAAUAUGCCAAAUGUUAUAUAUAUAUAUAUAUAUAUAUAUAUAUAUAUAACAUAUUACAUAAGACUGUUACACCAAUUUCUUUUAAUUUUUAAAGAUAUUUUGUGAACAGUCCCAUUAUGAUUCAACACCAGGGAACUGGGUGCCAUCCAGCGAUAUUUCACUGAAUCUGACCACAGUUGGAGAGUGAGACAAUCGCCACUGUAGAGUGGACCUUAUUAGGUCUUGAUAAAAAGUGAGGAUGGAUUUUUCAAAACAUAUGUCUUGCCCUGUAAUGUUGACAAGAUGCCUCUUGUCUUGUGAGGAUGAACAGCGGAUAAUAAUGUUCCGGACCACAGAGGAUAGACUGAUCACAUCAAUAGUAAGUUUCCUAGCCAAGCUUGGAGUUAAGAAUAAUGCCAAAAUGCGCUGCAUUUAAUGAGAAAUCUCCUCCAUAGUGAUGGUGUCUGAUAUGCCUCUUAUUUUGAGAUGAUUCCUCCUGGAUCAUCCAGAGCAAUAAGUUGGACUGAUAACAUGUGCUGAAUAGAGUCUCUCAAGGAAGACAGUGUUUCAAGAAAAUUAUAUCCUCCUCGGAGGCACGCACCCUGUCUGUGACCCCUUGCACAUCACCUUUCAUUACUGCCAUGGUUGCCGCCAACAGCUUUUCUUCAGGUGGAUUAUUGCGGGUGGCAUGGUAGUGUAACGGAGGCCUCAGGGUCUUCUGUAGUAGCCACCCUGGGCUGUGCUUGUCGCUGAGUAAGAGCUCCAAUGUCGCUUGUCUCAGUGGGCAUGACACCUGGUAGGUUUUGGAACUAUGGCCCCAAAACUGAGGCUCCUGCAGCAGAUGUAGGUGGAUGCGGUGGCAGAUUAAGGCAUACUAUCAGGCAAGGAACCACCGAGUAGCUCCUCCAGUCCAAAGCCGUAAGGUAGAUGGUAGGCCCCAGGUCUGCGUUUCUGCCAUUUCAUCUUUGGUGUGAGAAAGAACGAUGUGAAUUGACUCAGUGGGAUGCCUAGAGGUGAGUACAGACUUAAUACUGUAUUGAUGAAUGAAUGGGAUUGUGAUAUUCAUAGAAUUGGCUAAUUUCUGCAAGAGCUAUACAAUAUAGUGUCCACUCCAUCUCAAUGGCAAGCUCCACCACCUCAAAGCUACUUUUUGCACAAAAAUAACAUAAGCCUGCCUCCUUAGACAUACCCCCUCAUGACAUAAAGACUUCCUUAUCAAAUGUAUGCACAAAGUCCCUACAGCAUUCAGUGAACUGCUUUUAAUUCACAACCUGGCUGCAGACUUUCAGAGAAAUUAUGAAUGUAGAUUGAUACUUCAGAUCAUUCAGUAUAGUCAGUGGCUGGCACAAAUCUGAUGUGCAUUAUCAGGCAUUUGAUCUAUAAACAAAAUGAAACAUUAGUGCUAAAAAUUACCCUGCUAUUCUCUAGUUUAAUAAUCCAUGUGGAACAAUCAAUUUCUAAAAUCUUUUUUUCAGCCCCAAAAAAGGCCAAAUAAAAAUCCAUAAAUCCUGUCAAACUAAUAAAAUUAAAAAAGACCCAAUCGCAAAAAAAUAAACAAAAAAAACACUCAGAAAAUAAAUAAAUCCUGACAAUAAAAAUGAAUCUUUCUUCAACCGGCAGGGGCUCCACACAGAAUGAGCUCCGCAGGGUGGGGAAAGACUUAUAAAGCCUUUCCACGCCCCGCAAUUUGACUCUGAGCUCUAAAGCAACCCAAUCAGAGUGCUCAGACAGGUAAACCUCAAGCCUUGCAGGUAACCAAUAAGGUAAGACUCAAGAUUUACCUGUGAGAGCACUCUGAUUGGUUGACUUAAGCCAAACAACCAGAGCGCUUUGAGUCAAAUUGCAUGGCGUGGGUAGGCUUUAUAAGUAUUUCCAUUACCUGCGGAGCUUUGUGUGCACGGAGCCCUCGCUGGGUGAAGAUGGAUUAAUUUUUAUUGUCUGGAUUUUAUUUUAUUUUCAGGUGUUUUUUUUUGGGGGGGGGUCAGGGGGAGGGCGAUUGGGUCUUCUUUUAAAUUGUAUUAGUUCAAUAGGAUUUAUGGAUUUUUGGGGGUUGAAAAAAUAAGAUUUUUAGGAAAAAGAAAACAUUUAAUUUCUAUUCAUUCAUCUUUCUGAUGAAUGAACAACUAGCCAAAAUUCACAUCCGAAUUUUGUACAAUAGCAAAUGCCCAAGUGUUAAACUGGGCAUGAGCAAGAAUUUCACAGCGCUAUCUAGUGUGGGCAGAUGACGUGUCCCAAAGGGCCUUCAUCUGUCCACACAGAAACAGGUGAAAGUAGCCUGACUAAUGACUAUAAGGAACAUGUAGUAGCAAGUCGGCUGUGGUGUGCCAUAACCAAUGAACAUGGUAGGCCUGAAGAAAAGUACCUAAACUCGUAACUACAUAAAUUAGCAAAGCCCUCUAAUGAUUAAGCAUACUUGUACCUUGAUUGAUACAGCAAAUGUACAUACCACCAAAACUUCCCAGGUUAGAAAGAUAGCAUCAGGAACUUAAAGAUGCAAUUAACUGAUAAAUUGGGUAAAAUAAUACCAGUAACCUAGUGCGAAAUGCAGAAAACAUGAAACUAUGUUUCUGGCAGGCUUAUACAAUUAGCUGGUCAUAAAACCUUGCCCAUCUGAAUACCAUUGUUGAGUCAGGUGUGUAUAUAUUUAUUUAUUUAUUAAUUAAUUUUUUUGUUUGUUAUUCUUUAACCUUGCUUUCUUUUAACACUGACAGUUCUCUCUCUGCUCAUUUACAGAGUUCGGUGCUGGUUUAGCAGGAUUUGGGAUUUUUUUCCUCAUCUUUGGGGUACUGUUAUACUUUGAUAGAGUGCUUCUGGCCUUUGGAAAUGUAAGCACUUAGUGUAAAAUUUAUGUUGCUGUUGUAUGGAAAACAAGACAUUGUAUUUACACAGCCAGUCACCAUGUCCCCUACUUUAUCCCUUGUAGGUCCUGUUUCUGUUUGGUCUGGCACUAAUUAUUGGCCUCAGAAGGACAUUUAGCUUCUUCUUCCAGCGACAAAAGUUAAGGGGUAGCUCGUUCUUUUUAGGUGGGGCACUGCUGGUCCUGCUACGCUGGCCUCUGAUUGGAAUGCUGUGUGAGUUCUAUGGCUUCAUUAGCCUAUUCAGGUAACUAUACAAACUAAGCAGUGUCAAGUCAAUUGAUCUAUUAAAAUGUUAUGCUGCAGAAGAUCUGACCAAAACUAAGCAUGGUCAAGUCAACUGAUCUAUCCAAGUUUAUGAUGAAGACCUGACCAAUGGCUUCUAAUGCCUCUUAAAAUACAAUUUCUUCGUUCUCUCGUCUCUCCAUAACCAUUCAUAUUCCAGCUAGCUCUCUUCCUUAGUUUCCCAGCUCGACCAUGUCCCCAGUCUCUCGACAUGGAUAGUUCAUAUCCACAGAGAACACCAAUAUUUUCAAAUGACAACCUAAUUUUACUAUUUCUCCCUUGUUACAAUAGUAAUACAAUGUGCUUACACCCUAAUAAAUUCCUGCCAAUUUCCAGUUUAGCUUUUAAAUAGCAGUUCAACAAAGGGUUGAGAAUAAGUGAGAGAAAUGAAAACAGGGCAUUUCAAACUUUAAAGGACACUCCUGGCAACAAAUGGACAUAUAUGUUACAAAUGAGCAAUUGUCUGCAGAUGCCAGUGAUCACCAGUACUUAAAUGUUCAUGGCUACUCCUGGAUGAAAAAGAUUGUAUACAGACAACUUAAUAUGGCUCAAAUUAUCCAUGGCAUCCCACAAUCAGUUCACUAACCUCUUACCGCUAUAUAUGGUGUGAAGCAACAGAAGGGAGACAAUCUAUAGCAGAGGCAAAUGUAUGUUUUUCCUAUUUUUGGCAAAAUAAAUGCAAUUAUUUUGUCAAUUACCCACAACUACUGAUAUAACUGAUCAACCUUUAUGAAUGUUACUAUAUUUCCUUUUCUUUUUCAUUCAGAGGGUUCUUUCCAGUGGUAUUUGGCUUUUUGGCUUCACUAGGGAACAUUCCACUGCUCACCAUGGUAAGUACCAAUAUGUUUCUAAACGAAAAAAAAAAAAAUAUGUAUACGUUUAUAAAAAUAAUUUCUUCUUGCUUGUUCAAUGAUAAAAAAUGUCAAGAAUGUAAGCUCUUUGAGCAGGGCCCUUCACCUCUGUUCCUGUACGUCCAGUUGUCUGGUUACAAUUACAUGUCAGUUAGUCCACCUGUACAGCGCUACAGAAUCUGAUGGCGCUAUAUAAAUAAUAAAAUGAUAAUAAAGAAAAUAUUUUACAGCUCAUCCCACAACAAAUUAGAUAAAUGUACACUCAUACACCAAACAGCCAUCACGUGGCUCCAUAUGACAGGCAAAACAGAAGAAAAACCACGUUCAACACAUCCUACAUUGGUCAAUGAAAGAUAGUCAGAUGUCUAAAAGAGGCUAAGGAUAACUUAUGAAAUUUGGUGGUUUCAAAAACUCACUUUGAAUAACUUAGUGAGAGCACAACCACUUUAUCUCCCUAAUCCAUAAAGCAAACAAAUGUUUUGACACUAGCAACUUCCAUAAAGAGGGAGUGUGAAAAUUUAACAAUCUACUUAGUCCAAAGGACUAAAGCGGUAGCCCAGUCUACUUGUCUAACAUGGUAAUCUGCUUGUCCUGACCAGGGCCGGACUGGGAAUUAAAAGCAGCCCUGGAAAAAAAUAUUUACCAGCCCCAUAAUGCGUUGCGCCAGCAUAGUGUGCAGAUACAGAGUUAGAAAAGAGAACUUAAAAUUAAAAAUUAUUACUCCAACGUAAAGAAAAGCACUCAUAGGCUUCAAAAUAAACAAAAGUGCUGAUUUAUUUUAAGCAGAUGUGCCUUUGCAUGUAAUCAAUGUUUCAGUCCAACUACCUUGACAUAUUAAGGAAAGCUUGGUAAUGAGACUGAAAUGGUGAAUGUAUGUAGGGCACAACUGUAAAAAAUUGACGCUAUCUUGUUUAUUUUGAAGUCCUGUGGGUGUGCCCUUCACUUUAAAUAUGUUAUUGUGCUGGAGCAUGCACCUAGCAACAAGACUGGGCCAAUAUCUGCUCAUUAAAUAUAGUACAUAUUAAUGACAUUUCUCUGUGUAUUAUGCAUAUAUAAAUGUACAUUAAUAUAUGUGUAAAUAUAAUAGGCAUAAUUAUAUAUAUAUAUAUCUAUCUAUCUAUCUAAUACACACAUUAAUAUACAUGUCGUAUACCAGUGGUGGAUCCAGAGCCUGAUCCCGGGAGGGGCACUUUUAGAAUAUUUAAAGAAAAAAAAUCCAUGCACAAUAACCACUACUGCUCUGUGUAGUGGUUAUGGUGCAAGGAGUGCCAGGACAGCCUCCCAGAGUAAGUAGUCAAACCGUUUAAGAACAGUUACCUGGGGUCUGUUGGGAUAUGGGGCUGUAGUAGGGUUUAGGAGCAAACAGUGGUGCAAUGUGUGAGGGGUGCAGUGUGUGUGAAAGGUUCGGUGUAUGUGUGUGUGUGGGGGUGUAGAGUGUGAAUGUGUAGGGUGUGUGGGGCAAUGUGUGUAUGGGGGGCUGUGUAUGUGUGUGUGUGCAGAAAUGUGUGUAUGGGGGGCUGUGUAUGUGUGUGGGGGGCAAUGUGUGCAUGGGGACAGUGUGUAAAUGCGUAUGGUGUGUGUGUGGGGGCAAUGUGUGUAUGGGGGGGGCAGUGUGUGAAUGUGUAUGGUGUGUAUGGGGCUAGAGUUCACUCUCAACACUGCGACCACCACGAAUUCAUGGUGGUCGCAGUGGUGAGAGUGAACUCUAGUCCUUAGCUCCAGGGUUAGAGUUCACUCUCGUGAGAGCUGGAGCGUUGCCGUGGUUACUCUGUGCUCGCGAGGAGAUCGGCUGGCAGGGGAGAGCCUUCUAGGGGGGAGGAAUUGCCCUGUUGCGUCCCCCCCCCAGAUCCACUGGUGAUAUAUACAGCCCCUAUGUGUGUCUCUUUAUCUCCAGCCCCUCUGUGUGCCUUUUUUGUCUCCCCACAGUCACUCUGUAUGUUUCUUUCUUCCCCUCACUGCUCCUCUGUGUCCAUGUCUCCCCUCUCCUUCCCAGUCUCUCUUCCCCCUCUGCCUCUUUCUCCUCCUUCCCUUGUGUCUCUCUCUCCUUCCCCCUCUGCCUCUUUCUCCCCCUCCCCUUGUGUCUCUCUCCUUUCUCCCUCUGUCUCUCUCUUCCCCACAUCUCUCUUCCCCUCUGUCUCUUUCUCCCCCCUUUCCCUGUGUCUGUCUCUAUCUCCCACAUCUCUCUUCCCCUCUGUCUCUUUCUCCCCCCUUUCUCUGUCUCUCUCUCUCUCUCCCCCACAUCUCUCUUCCCCUGUCUCUUUUUCCUCCCUCCACCAUCUCUUUAUUCCCCCUUUUUCUCCCUCUGUGUCUCACUCUUCCCCGUCUGUCUCUUUCUCCCUCUUCUCCCUGUGUCUAUUCCCUGUGUCUAUUCCCCCUCUGUUUUAUUUUCCCCCUCUCCUUGUGUCUCUUUAUUCCCCGUCUUCCCCCUCCCAUUUACCUGAGAGAAGUCAGGGGGGCCGGCCGCAUUCCACGCUGGAACCGCCGGGCUGUGUGGCAGCCUCACCGGUCCGGUGGCACUCCUGUCACUAAUGCUGAGGAGUGAGGACUGAAGGAGGAGCAUGUCUCUCUACCAUGCUCCUUUGCGGUUCCCAUAAUUCCCAGUUUAGUUAAAUUCCCCACUGGGAAUUGUGGGAACCGCUAGGGAGCAUGGUAGAGAGACAUGCUCCUCCCUCCUCCUUCAGUCCUCAUUCCUCAGCAUUAGUGACAGGAGUGCCGCCGGACCGGCAAGGCUGCCACCUGGCCCGGCGGUUUCAGCGUGGAAUGCGGCCGCCGGCCCCCUCAGAGUGUGUGCCAUCAAACCGGCCACCCAGUGGCACAUACAUGCUCAGCGCAGCCCUCAGAUGCCGCGGCCCACCGGGAAAUUGACAGGGUUAUUAAAGGACCACUAUAGGCACCCAGACCACUUCAGCUCAAUUAAGUUUGCUUAUCACAAGAAGCAUUGCCUGAUGUGAAUGAUGCCUCGCACAAAAGAGCUCUCAGAAGACCUACGAUUAAGAAUUGUUGACUUGCAUAAAGCUGGAAAGGGUUAUAAAAGUAUCUCCAAAUGCCUUCAUGUUCAUCAGUCCACGGUAAGACAAAUUGUCUAUAAAUGGAGAAAGUUCAGCACUGCUGCUACUCUCCCUAGGAGUGGCCAUCCUGUAAAGAUGACUGCAAGAGCACAGCGCAGACUGCUCAAUAAGGUGAAGAAGAAUCCUAGAGUGUCAGCAAAAAGACUUACAAAAGUCACUGGCAAAUGCUAACAUCCCUGUUAGCGAAUCUACAAUACGUAAAACACUAAACAAGAAUGGAUUUCAUGGGAGGAUACCACAGAGGAAGCCACUGCUGUCCAAACAAAACAUUGCUGCACGUUUGCAGUUUGCUCAAGAUUACCUGGAUGUUCCACAGCAGUACUGGCAAAAUAUUCUGUGGACAGAUGAAACCAAAGUUGAGUUGUUUGGAAGAAACACACAACACUAUGUCUGGCGAAAAAAAGGCACAGCACACCAACAUCAAAACCUCAUCCCAACUGUGAAGUAUGGUGGUGGGGGCAUCAUGGUUUGGGGCUGCUUUGCUGCGUCAGGGCCUGGACGGAUUGCUAUCAUCGAAGGAAAAAUGAAUUCCCAAGUUUAUCAAGACAUUUUGCAGGAGAACUUAAGGCCAUCUGUCUACCAGCAGAAGCUCAACAGAAGAUGGGUGUUGUAACAGGACAAUGACCCAAAGCAUAGAAGUAAAUCAACAACAGAAUGGCUUAAACAGAAGAAAAUACGCCUUCUGAAGUGGCCCAGUCAGAGUCCUGACCUCAACCCGAUUGAGAUGCUGUGGCAUGACCUCAAGAAAGCGAUUCACACCAGACAUCCCAAGAAUAUUGCUGAACCCUGAAACAGUUCUGUAAAGAGGAAUAGUCAAGAAUUACUCCUGACCGUUGUGCACGUCUGAUCUGCAACUACAGGAAACGUUUAGUUGAAGUUAUUGCUGCCAAAGGAGGUUCAACCAGUUAUUAAAUCCAAGGGUUCACAUACUUUUUCCACCUGCACUGUGAAUGUUUACAUGGUGUGUUCAAUAAAAACAUGGCAACAUUUCAUUCUUUGUGUGUUAUUAGUUUAAGCAGACUGUCAUUGUCUAUUGUUGUGACUUGAAAUGUGAUCUGAUCAUCAUAUAUGUCCAAUUUGUGCAGAAAUCUAUAUCAGUCCAAAGGGUUCACAUACUUUUUCUUGCAAGUGUAGAUAUAGAUAAAAAUAGAUAGAUAGAUAGAAAUAAAUAGAUAGAAAGAAAUAGAUACAUAGAGAUAUAUAUAGAUAAAAAUAGAUAGAUAGAUAGAGAUAGAAAGAAAUAGAUAUAGAUAGAAAGAAAUAGAUAUAGAUAGAAAGAAAUACAUAGAUAGAUAUAGAUAGAUAGAAAGAAAUAGAUACAUAGAUAUAGAUAGAUAAAGAUAGAUAGAAAUAUAUAUGGAUAGAUAUAUAGAUAAAAAUAGAUAGAUAGAUAGGCUUGGCCUGUAAUUGCGGUACAUUAUUCCCUAUAUAAAGCGCAGUAAGGCCCAGUUUACCUGUCAUCGACGUUACCGGAAGUGCUUCGAUCUACUUCCGGUUCACGUGAUCCAGACGCGGCAGUGGCUGACAGCGAGAAAGUUACUCCAAAUCGAGUUCCGGCCGUUAUCGGGUGCCUAACCGCUCCACGAGGCUGUCUCCCCGGGUAAACAGUGAGUUGUCUCACUGGCGCUUCCAACCCCACGUGUACCACUAAAUAGGGAACCCCUUCGUCCCUCAGGCUCCCCGGCAACGAGCUAUAUACAAAUGGGCCCCCCCACGUAUUCACAGGGUGCACGGCGUAUAAAGGGUCCCCUUUGAUACUUGCCGCAUACCGGCUUCAUGGUACCGAUCAAACGCUUCAAUACACGAAACCCUAUACUUACGUGCGGGACUUGUUCAUGGUCAUCUUCCUAUUCCGGGCAGCAUUCGGCUAUUUCAUUCUUAGCACUGCUUUUCCCCGCAUAUAGGCUGGUUUUAACUUUUAGUAUGCCAAUUAGUCAGUAUGUAUGGCUAAAUGUCGCCACCUUGUGGCUUUGUUCAAUAUUGAUUGGUAACAUUUAUUAAAUGUACGGCUAGCUUUCAUUUACUUUGCAAUUGUACUUUCAAUGCUCUAUUAGUUAAUUACAGAUGGGUUAUAAACUGUCAAUUAUUUUAACCGGCUGGUGAUUCGCUCGCAUCAGUGGUUGUUUUCCGAUUAUGCUACGCUAGUAUUAAAUAGUUCAUUAUAAAUUCUUUACUUUAUUCAUUAGUUAUUAUAUAGGUUAUAUUAUGCUCAACUCGGUCUUGUCAUGACGUUAUUUUCUCGCCUGCCGGCAGUCCGUUUUCAAACUCUCUCAAGCAUUAUACUCUGGUUGUUAAAUAAAUAUUCUUUAGGUUUCAAAAAAUAAAUAAAUAACGCUUGAUUACAGUAAAUUCUACAACCAUUACAAACUAUUCUUACUUAUUCAGCAUUAGGACUAUAAAUAUUCUGUUUAUCUCUGCUAAUGCAUAAUCCUCCGUUUACCUUACACAUGCCGCCGCAAUUCGUGCUAUCAAGCAUUUUGUGUUAAACAUUCACCUACUCAGGGGAUUAUUAGGUGUCCAUUCACAUAAAUUCGGUUAAUUAACCCCUUUCGUUACAUUUAUACACUUCAUAACAGCUUUUCGGUUGUUUUACACAAAACACAGUACAAAGCUCUGUUCGUGCUAACUGCCAUUUUCGUGGGGUAUAGACAGUCGUUGGUUCAAGCUGGCAUUUAACUCACAUAUUGCAGUAAUUAAUCUCUGUUAAAUUAAGAUUCACAUGCUGUCAUUUUCAUUUUACUACGAUGGUUCCAUUUAGUUAAAACAUAUAUAUUGUCAAUUAUAGGCUGAGUAGCCUGGUUGAUUUUGGCUUUGUCGCCACCUCAUGGUUUGACAAGCUUGAGCGGCUAAAUUCAGUUAAUAGGCUUAUUAUAUGUGUGUAUAUAUAUAUAUAUAUAUGUAUUUAUAUAUAGGUUCUUUACUCUGUACCUUCAUCUAGGGUACUUUAAGUGUCAAUAAUUAACUACGGACAGUUAUUCACGGUCUCGUGCAUUUCUUGUUACGAACUACACUGUUCAAUAUUGUUUAAAUAAAAUUGUUUCAUAUGUCACUCGCCAAAUCUUCUUAAUUAUUUUCCACGCAUACGGUUAGUAUAUAACCUUUUGGUUGGAGGGGCAAAUUUUCUACAGCUGCUCCCAGGCAUUAGGUUGUAAUCGAAAUUUGUGACAUAUUUUAGGUUCAAGUAAGGAUUAUUCUAUCCACUUCAGUAUACGUCAGUCAAGUAAUUUAUCAGGUAUGUAAACCGGUCAAACCCAGUCAAGGUUACGAGUAGGUUUAAGCGCUCGCCAAGUUAGGUAAAGUCCCAUAGGCCUCUUCGCCUAGCAGUCAAGUGGUCCCGCAAGGCAUACUAUCAACCAUUACGUUCAGAGGUUCAUGCCCAAUCGUCCCAAUUCAUAGUUAGGGCCUCACCCGUCACGGCCAAUCGUUAUUACACUCUGUUACGUGUCACCGAGAGGCCAACACCCCGCCACCCACCUCAGUGGCACAAAGGCCCCACGAGCCAAAUCAUAAGUAGAGAAUCUCAUAGCCACUUGGCAAGUAGUCAGGGCUUCACCUGUCACCAACCUAAGCUAGUUAAUACAAUUUUGCCAGUAGGCACUAGCCUAGUAAGCUGGGUCACUACCGAUCUAUACGGUACCAUACUAACCUUAUCCAUCUGCCUCACUUCCGUAGCAUGUCUAACGAUUCUACACAAGGAGAUGAUUUGUCGGUGGCCAGCACCCCACUCAGAUCAGGCUCACAGAGACGAACCAAUCCACCAAGUCCAGCUUCCAGCUAUCGUUUCUGGACUAUCCCUAAGAUCACCUCAGAACUUAAAAAGAGGAAUAUUCCUUUCCCGGCUACAGCCAGGAAAGCCAAACUGUUUAGGUUGUUAAAUAUUACUGAAGACAACGAAAGGCCAGGCCCUAGUUCUGAUUUCAAUGUGCACAAUAGCCUUGCAGAAUUACACACCAUGAUGGCCUCCCUUGUUUCCUCAGUAGCAACUAUUAACAAUAGAUUGGAUAAUCUGGAGUCAAACAAUAUCAAAACCGUUCCAGAGAUUCCAGUGCCCGUUACUCAGCCCACACCUAACUCAGGAGGUAAAGAUAACCCUCUACCAGCAAAUAGAGCUACAAAUAUCAUAAACCCCAUUCAUCUCAUUCCUCAGUCUCUAAGACGGGACAUUAUAGAGGGGAAGGACAUAAACUUGGCAUCACUACUGAUUGCAUCUCAAGACGUGGUAGAAAACAGGGCCUAUACCUUCGAGGAUCUGUCAGUAGUGAUGAAGUCUAGAGAUCCUAGACUAAAUAGGAAACUCAACAUCCCCGAAUUUGUCCUCGCAUUCGGGUUGUACAGAGAUGUGAUCUGUACAGCUUUCCCACUCCGUAGAGAGGAACUUGACUUAUACCUUCAUAAAGUGGAUGAGUUAGCAUACAAGUACGGCGGCUAUGCAUUUUAUGAUUAUCAUAAGUCAUUUGCUUCCAGAUCCGCAGCAUCACUCUCCCAGUACAAUACGAUUACUGAUUGGGCACAGCUAGAGACAGAGUUGUUUCUGAUGCAUUUUGCAGGCUUUAAAACCCCUUCCUGCGCUAUAUGCUCUUCUGCUGCUCAUUCAGUAAAUGUCUGUCCUGAAAACGUAGCGUCCCCUUCUACCAGUAGCGCCAAUACUGGUUACGAUUCCAACACAACACAGAGGGAAGUGAGAGACAAACUAGGCAGGCCUAUUGUUUUUCUAGGUAAAGCACAAGUCUGCAACAAUUUUAAUACAGGUGGUUGCAGUUAUAGUGCUUGUAGGCUGUUGCACGUGUGCUCAAUGUGUUUUAGAGCACAUGCCAAAACUUUGUGCCCCAACAGAUUGUACCCUAACAAAUCUUCCACAUCAAUAAACGUACCUUAGUUGCAACGCUACCUGUCUAAUCAUCCUUCUGUUAAUUUGGUGGAAUUUCUCACGGCGGGUUUAACUAAUGGGUUCCACACAGGGUUUGUGUCACUCCCCACAGGGAUUUUAGAAUGCCCCAACUUACAGUUGGCAUUCACGGAUCCAGACAGCAUAAGCGAACUAUUACAGAAAGAAAUCACCAAUGGUUUUAUGAUAGGCCCUUUCUCUACUCCUCCUUUCACUUCCUGGAGGACAAACCCACUAGGAAUCACCACAGGGAAAUAUAACAAUAAAAAGCGACUGAUUAUUGACUUCUCGGCACCACACUCAUCGCCUACACCUAGCCUUAAUGCUCUGAUCCCGUCAGAUGACUUUUCCCUGCAAUACGCCAGAAUUGACGAUGCCAUCCAAGCAAUCAUUCAUGCCGGGAAGGCUGCUUGGUUAAGUAAAUCUGACAUCACAAACGCCUUUAAACUGCUUCCCAUCCACCAGUCACUCUGGCAUCUACAUGGAGUUACGUGGGAAGGAAGCUACUAUUUCGCUACAAGACUGACCUUCGGAUCCAAAAGUAGCCCUAAGUUAUUUGAUAUAUUUGCCGAAACUUUAACCUGGCUCCUACCGAACUCUUGCAGAUAUCCAGUAGUCAUACAUUACCUAGACGACUUCCUCACCAUUGAACCUCACCAACACACACCCCACAGCCUUAAUCACAUGCUCACUCUUUUCAAAGACUUAGGAGUCCCUGUAGCACAAGACAAAACUGAAGGUCCCAACACGGUGAUCACAUUCCUGGGUAUUACACUCAAUUCCGGAUCUAUGCAAGCCAGCCUACCUCAAGAGAAAGUAGACCGGAUACUUUCUUACAUAAACACUUGCACGUCACAAGGCACUUGCACAAGGAAACAACUACAGUCACUACUCGGUUCACUAAAUUUUGAUAUGAGAAUAAUUCCUCAGGGUAGGUCUUUCAUUUCCAGAAUCCUCUCACUAUUGCACGGCCUCCCCGACAACGACUCCACAACUUCCCUAAACGAAUCAGCUAGAGCUGAUCUACAAAUGUGGCAGCUGUUCCUAUAAUCUUGGAAUGGCAGGUCGCUAUUUGUGCCACCCAUAUCAGACAAUUCCCCUGUAAUUUGGGCCGAUGCUUCAGGUACAUUAGGGUAUGUAGCCAUUUUCGGUGAUGAGUGGCUAUAUGACUCUUGGCCAGUUGAGACCACCUCACUCGAACAUUUCAAUACCACCUCCGCUCUGUUCGAAAUUUAUCCUAUAGUAGCAGCUGCACACGUCUGGGGUAAAGAAUGGAGUGGACAGUCAGUCAGAUGUUUUUCAGAUAACAUAGCUACCUGUGAUCUAGUUAACAAAAGCCGCUCUCAGUCCCUAACGAUUAUGAAAUUAAUAAGGAGAAUGACCUGACUAGCGGCUAAUCUGCAAUUCUGCAUAACAUGUUUUCAUGUUCUGGGUGUUCAAAAUAACGCUGCUGAUGCUCUCUCACGCUUAAAUUUGCAGGAAUUUUUCAGGUAUCACCCAUCAGCAAAACCGCAACCUAGAGAAUCUCCAGGGUACACAGAACUAAUUAUGCUUUAAGUUCUCUAUUAAAACAUAGUAGAUCUCUCACACAAGCAGGCUUGUCCACUAAUACAAGGAAAGCCUACGGUAGAGCAUACAAGUUGUUUAAAAAUUUUGUUCGUGAUUAUCACAUAAUAAAUGUUUUUUCUGUUGAAACGGUUGUUGCAUUCACAACUUUUUGCCAUAUUUCUAUUAAAUUAGCCUACAACACUAUCAAACUCUACUUAACGGGCAUACAACACUACAUGUUGACCAGCCAUCCCAACAAAACUCCAUUCCUAACGUCCUACCCAGUAGAUAUAGAUAGAUAGAUAUAAAUAUAGAUAGAUAGAAAGAAAUAGAUAGAUAGAUAGAUAGAUAGAGAUAGAUAGAAAGAAAUAGAUACAUAGAUAUAGAUAGAUAGAAAGAAAUAGAUAUAUAUAGAUAGAAAGAAAUAGAUAUAUAUAGAUAGAAAGAAAUAGAUAGUUAGAUAGAUAGAUAGAUAUAGAUAAAAAUAGAUAGAUAGAAAUAGAUAGAAAGAUAUAGAUAGAUAGAUAGAUGGAAAUAGAUAGAUAGAAAUAGAUAGUUAGUUAGAAAGAAAUAGACAUAGAUAGAUAGAUAGAUAGAUAGAUAGAUAGAUAGAAAGAAAAAUAUAGAUAGAUAUAGAUAGAUAAAAAUAGAUAUAUAGAGAUAGAUAGAUAGAUAUAGAUAGAAAUAGAUAGAAAGAAAUAGAUAUAGAUAGACAGAUAUAGAUAGAUAGAUAGAUAGAUAGAUAGAAAUAGAUAUAUAGAGAUAGAUAGAUAUAGAUAGAAAUAGAUAGAAAGAAAUAGAUAGAUAUAGAUAGAUAGACAGAUAUAGAUAGAAAUAGAAAGAAAUAGAUAGAUAGGUAGAAAUAGAUAGAUAGAUAGAUAGAAAUAGAUAGAUAGAAAGAAAAAGAUAGAUAGAGAUAGAAAGAAAUAGAUAGAAAUAGAUAGAUACAGAUAGAUAGAUAGAAAUAGAUGGAUAGAAAUAGAUAGAAAGAAAUAGAUAGACAGAUAGAAAGAAAAAUAUAGAUGGAUAAAAACAGAUAGAAAUAUAUAUAUAUAGAUAAAAUAGAUGUAUAGCUAUAGCUAGAUAUAUAGAAAUAGAUGGAUAGAUAUAGAUAGAUAAAAAAGAUGGUUAGGGAUGGAUGGAUGGUUAGGGAUUGAUGGAUGGUUAGGGAUGCAUGGAUGGUUAGGGAUGCAUGGAUGGUUAGGGAUAGAUGGAUGGUUAGGGAUGGAUGGAUGGAUGGAUAGGGAUGGAUGGUUAGAGAUAAAUAUAGAUAGAUAUAGAUAGAUAAAUAUAAAUAGAUAGUUAGAAAUAGAUAGAUAUAGAUAGAAAGAAAGAAAUAGAUAGAAAGAAAUAGAUAGAUAUAAAUAGAUAGAUAAAGCUAAAUAGAUAGAUAAAGAUAGAAAGAAAUAGAUACAUAGAUAUAGAUAGAUAAAACAGAUAGAUAUAGAUAGAAAGAAAUAGAUAGAUAUAGAUAUAUAGAAAAAUAGAUAGAUAUAGAUAGAAAAAAUAUAUACAUAGAUAUAGAUAGAUAAAAAUAGAUAGAUCUAAAUAGAUAAAUAAAAAUAGAUAGAUAGAUAGAAAUAGAUAGAUAUAGAUAGAUAAAAAAGAUGGUUAGGGAUGGAUGGAUGGAUAGGGAUGGAUGGUUAGGGAUAAAUAUAGAUAGAUAUAGAUACAUAAAUAUAAAUAGAUAGUUAGAAAUAGAUAUAGAUAGAAAGAAAUAGAUAGACAGAAAGAAAUAGAAAGAAAUAGAUGGAUAAAGCUAGAUAGAUAGACAAAGAUAGAAAUAAAUAGAUACAUAAAUAUAGAUAGAUAUAGAUAGACAGAUAGAAAUAAAUAGAUAGAUAGAUAUAGAUAGAAAGAAAUAUAGAUAGAUAAAGAUGGAUAGAUAUAGAUAGAUAAAAUAGAUAGUUAGAGAUAGAUAUAGAUAGAGAUAGAUAUAGAUAGAGAUAGAUAAAAAUAGAUAGAAAGAAAUAGAUAGAUAGAUAUAGAUAGAUAGAAAGAAAUAGAUAUAGAUAGAUAGAAAGAAAUAGAUAUAGAUAGAUAUAUAGAUAAAAAUAGAUAUAUAGAUAGAUAGAUAUAGAAAUAGAUAGAUGGAUAUAGAAAGAAAUAGAUAGAUGGAUAUAGAAAGAAAUAGAUAGAAAAAUAGAAAUAGAUAGAAAGAAAUAGAUGGUUAGGGAUGGAUAUGGAUGAUGGGGAUGGAUGGAUAUGGAUGAUGGGGAUGGAGAGAGUAAGUGUAUGUCUUUAAUUUUUUUACUACUUGUGUGCUUGCAUAGAAACACUAUAUACAGAGAUCUCACUAUAUAUAGUGUUUGUAUACAAACAAAAAGUUUGGCUGAGAAAGGGGGGCUGGUAUAGAAAGCGACCUGAGCUGUCAGUCAGACAGCUCAGCUCGUGAACGCGCAUUCCGCGCACAUGCGCGGUUGAGCACCGAGUUUCUUCAUGGGGUGGCAUUCAAUACCGCUCUACAAAGAACGUGAUUGGUGCAGCGCGAAGCCGCGCAUGCGCACCACAUCGCGAUGACGCUUCUCAAAGAGAAGCGUCCUAUUGGGCCCUGCCAUUUCGUCAUUUUGUCGGCGCUGGAACGGAGGUAAGUUUUAUUAUUAAAAAGUGCUUGGAUUUAUUUUUAACAGCAAGUUCAUAUAAAAGCAAGAAAGAAGGCUGGGGGACCUGUCUUUCUUGCUUUUAUAUGUUGACUAUAGUGUCCUUUUAAUGUAACCUUAACCAAACCUUAUAGAUCUAAUGUGAAAAUAAUCAUGCUAUAUCUACCUAGGGCCUUAUAUAACAAUGCCCACUUGUGAGAUUUUUUUUAUUAAUUUUUUUUAAGAAAGCUGAUCAAUAUAAAUCAGUACAGGCUCACCCAUAGGGGCAGCUGAGACAAAAGCAAAAAAAUAGACUAAAUAAUUAUAAUUUUUUUCCCUCUUCUUUAAUGCAACAGUUUAUUUGUUUGUGUGUGUAAUAUGCAAAUCAUGAAAAAUACAUAAUGUCAUCUUAAAUGGACACUAUAGUCACCCAGACCACUUAAGCUCAAUGAAGUGGUCUGGGUGCCAGGUCCCUCAGGUUUUAACCCUUCAGAUGCAAACAUAGCAGCUUCAGAGAAACUGCUAUGUUUACAUUUGGGGUUAAGCCAGCCUCUAGUGGCUAUCUUCCGGACAGCCACUAGAGGCGAAUCUGCGACGCUGGAGGCAUAUUAUGAGAAAGGCUUUCCUAUGGACACUUUGAAUGCGCACGCGGCACUUGCCGGACAUGCGCAUUCGGCUACGAUGACGUCAGACGGGGGAGCUGACGUCGGCAGGGGAGGAGAGGUCAACAGCACCGAGGGAGUCCGGCGCUGAAAUAAGGUAAGCUGCUGAAGGGGUUUUAACCCCUUCAGUGCCACGGGAGGGGGACCCUGAGGGUGGGGGCACCCUCAGGGCACUAUAGUGUCAGGAAAACCGCUUUGUUUUCCUGACACUAUAGUGAUCCUUUAAAAGGUAGAAAUUACCAAAUAGGUAAUUAUUGCAUACAUUCACACGUAUAACUUAACAAAUCAAAAGCAAACUAAAAACAUUAAAAAAACAAAUUAGUAAGAAAGUAUGAAGUUCCCUUGUGGUUCGCACAUUACAUAUCUGGGGCUCAAGGUAGAAGGUCCCUUUUCUACACGAGUGAUCUACCAGUCACGUCAAAUCAGGAUCAUACAAGUGAGAAACUAAACCAAAUCAGGAUCAUACAAUUGAGAAACUAAACUGUAAAUGUAUCCAAAAGACACUAUAGUGAGUAACAAUAAAAAAAUAAAUAAAAUCAAACAAACAAAUGUCUCAAUCUCACAAGUAUAACACUGAGAUCAUGGUAAGGAUUUGGAUGGGGAAUAUGCAGGUUUGCCUCCACUUCAUAAAUAUUCAGAUGGGCAAGAUUUUAUGACUCAAAUGUAUUCUUUAUUGUAUUUUUAAAGGAAGCAUCUAUGGUAAAAAUAUAUUGUUUCGAAACGGAGGGGCACUUCCAUUCAUUUUUUGUUAUUUAAUGUAAUUUAAUGGAAAAGCAAUAGGGGGGGAGGGGUGUCCUACUGCAGUUAUAUGUGCACAUUUUAUGUUUACUAUGCACCCUUGUUAAAGGAAAGGGACCAAAGAGAGCCAAAUCAGGAGUAAUAGAAAUAAAAGGUAAAACUAUGUGUCUUAAGAUAUUGUGUCACUAUACUCCAAAAUUUUGUAAUAUACGGGCAGUCCCAGAAACAAUGAUACAUGAUACACCAUAACACCUGAAGGGCAUUUAAAAUAAGUCGCUGAUUAUUUCUUUCCCAUUUUAAAUUGUCUAUAUGGUGCAUAAAAGGCAGGAUCUUUCUGCACUGCCGGUGGAUCAGGUGUAGUAAGUUGGCUAUUUCUCUGAUGCCAGAAUUUACAGCAUAUUGCCUCAAAUCUGGUGUAGAAGAGGUCUCUUCACGGUUGAUUUUCGACAGAGUGUUGGAUGGCCGGCGCAGCAGCCAUCUUGUGCACGGCAAGCGAUGCCCGGGGUAUCAAGCUUUCAGGCCACUGUCGGAGGAUAAAGUAACCCAGUGGGGACCGGGAUAUCCCCCACUGGUCCAAAGGGGGAGGGGUGGGUAACGAGUUUGCUGAUCUGUAGCCUUACUGAGCUUACUUUAAUGAGCACUCUGCGAUAGGUGAUUGUCUGCCUUUCCCAACAUUGCGUGCGACGGACACAGCAGGCCUCAGGAUCAGGUGCACUUGGCAACCAGCAAGACGCUUCAAAUCAGGCUCAAUAAGCACGUUUAAGUGAUAGAGUGAUAGAGCUGUUGCAGGUAAAAUAAAUGCUCUGUUGCAGUAUUUCCCACAGCAAUUUAGCUUUUUUAUGGUGAGUCGAUGAGAGCUACAGGAAUACGCGUCUGGCCAUCUUGGCUGCCAGGCCCCACCCCCCAUAAAAGUGAUUCUAUGGGACUAAUGCAUGAUUAAAGCUCUUGGGAGCCAAAAUGUUGCAUGUUUGGUGGUAUUCCUUAAAAAAACUUGAAACAUCAGUAUUACGGAGUGCAGCAUGUGUUUUUUUCUUGUUACAUUGUCCAAUGGAUUUGCGGUGUCCAUUCACACGGAGUACCUCCUGGAUAGAUGGCCGGCUUGUAUAGUGGAGCCUGUGUGCAGAGAAUCUUGUUGCUUUUGGGAUUUUUACAGUCAGCCUCUGAAAAAUCGUGUAUAACUAAACAGACACCAUUUCUUAAUUGUAAGUAGGAAAACCAGGGAUGAGGAAGGUCAGGGAAUCUCUCACAAAUUUCAGUAAUAUUGAGGAUCGUAUGUGAGGAAAGAUUCAUAAAAUGUCAUUUUCCCCUGACUAGCCCACUGCAAGAAUGGCCAAUUGUUAGCACCUCCCUGAAAAUAUGGGUUACUGAUGAUUGGCAAAAAUCAGUAACCCAUAUUAACCCAAUUAGAAAGUGCCCCUAAUUUUUUGUGUAACAAACUACAAGCUUUAAUUGGGGACAACAACAGGGGGUUAGAUUCUACUUGUGGUGGUAAGGAAGAGUGGAGAGUAUGUAAGAGUGACAUAGUGAAAAAGGAUGUGCCAGCCCUGAUUCUUAAUGGACCAUUGAGUAGCAGCUUUCUCCCUUGAUCCAAUCCAUUGCGUAACGUGCCUGUGCCUCUAAAUUGAAAUCUUUGAUAUUUGUCAAAUUCAGUCCACCAAGAAAUUUGUAUUGAUAGAGUUUUGUCAAACUCAAGUUGGCUGCCUUCCCUUUCCAGAGGAAGUGCCACAGUUUUUUGUUGAGAAAAGACUCACGUUUGUUUGACAAAAAUAGUUGCAAAACCUAAAGUGGGUAAAGUAAUUUAGAAAAAUUGAUUAAUUUAAAAAGAGAGUAACGGCCUUCUAUCUAUGUCCUCAGCGGUAGAGUCAAGGAAUGGAGGAUGCUGUGACAAGUGUCUAGGGAUAUGGACACCCAAACAUUUUAAUAUUGAUGCAGACCAAGUCACUUGGAUAAGCAAAGAAAAGGUGUAUACCUGAGGAACCCUUGAUAGAGGGCUAGAGUUUUAAAGGUGUGGGGUAGACUUUUGCCAAUUGAUCGUGAAACUAUCUUACUAAAGGUAGUGAGGAGAUUAAGUAUCUGCAGCAGUGAAAUAUAACUACAUCCCCAAUAGGAAUACCCCUAACCUCCCUUGAGAGCACAAGCUACCUACACCUUAUACUCUAUUGAAAGAGCACAAUCUUUCAUCUAUAUGCUGUACUUGCAGUUUAACUCACAAAUGUACAGACUUGGAGAAAACCCUAUUUAAAAGUAAGUCUUUCUCCAAUCUGUCAAGUCUAUUCUUCAGCUAGUCUAUGCUGAAAAAUUGACUGACAAGGGAGAGGAGACUGUCCUUUUUCUCUUCACACAUAUCUAUAAGUCAAUUCUUGAGCAAGUCUAUGCUGAAAAAUUAAAUGACAAGUGAGACCAGAAGAAACAUCCCACAGACCAUUCUUCUGCUCUCCACACAUACUUGUGGUUGCUACUGCUAGGGUAACGUCCUAGCAGGUGCUAUUAACUAAUAACAAAAUAGAAAAAGCCCAGGAAGAAGAGGACAUGGCGGCACUGGAGUGGAGGUAUGGUGAGUGAUUUUCUCUAUACUUUACAUUGAAUACAUCAUGUAUCUCUGUCAUAUAUGGCGUAUUCAACGCAUAUAGGGGCGAUUUAUGACAGGUUUACUGUAACCAUUGCAAUUCAUUCAUCAAUUAAGCAGAAUUCAAGGAUUAGAAUCAGAAUGAGGUUGUGGAAACCCAAAGUCUCCCGAUAGUAACUGGCGAUUCUGUUUGUCAUGAAAUAAAGAUAUUCUAUUUAUAUGUAUUUUUUAUAUGUGUAGUGAGUGUGAUGAGAUGUGGUGUUACCUAGGUACAUGUGUCUAAAGAAAAUUGUACUUGACUUCCAGAGAAAUGUGUCAAGGCAUGUUCAAUAUUUCCACUAUAACCUGUUUAAUCUCUAAACCUCUAACAUUUCAUUGUAACUAUCUUUAUUCUUUUACACAAACAUACCAUACAGUAGCGUUAAAUAAAUUUACAGCUUAGUUUCUCUGUAUAGUAGCUUUGUUUAUUAACUAUAAAUUCUUCACAUAUCUAACAGUAUUAUUAUAUCUAACAGUAUUAUUACUCAUUUUUUGCAGCUCUUCCAGAGACUUGCAGGAGGUGAUUCUAACAUGGUGUAAGAGAGCCAGGAUGUACACAGCCUAGAGAUACAUACAGCAAAUUUUGUAUUAGUUAUGUAUGAUAAUGAUUCUGAUAACUAAAUCAAAGACAAUUGCUAUCAAGCAGAAAUCCAAGGAAUGAAUAGAACCAGACUGCAAACAGCUUGGAUGUUCUUACACUAAAUAUAGUUUUUUAAUAUUACAUUAUCUAGUUAUUUAAUAGUACACUGAAAUAAAAUAUUAAACACGGUGUACGUUUCAAUGUACUUAUGUACAGUGAUGGAAAAAAGUAUUUGAUCCCCUGCUGAUUUUGAACUUUUGCCCAAUGACAAAGAAAUGAUCAGUCUAUAAUUUUAAUUAUGUACCAUGUACCGUCAAAUCUUGGGUGAGACCCUCGGUCUCUCAGACAGGUCACUGAAAAUGGGUUGUGGAAUGGUAUUCCAGCAUGACAAUGACCCCAAACACACAGCCAAGGCAACAAAGGAGUGGCUCAAGAAGAAGCACAUUAAGGUCCUGGAGUGGCCUAGCCAGUCUCCAGACAUUAACCCCAUAGAAAAUCUGUGGAGGGAGCUGAGGGUUCAAGUUGCCUUAAUGACAUGUAGAGGAUCUGCAAAGUGGAGUGGGACAAAAUCCUUGCUGAGGUGUGUGCAAACCUAAUGGCAAACUACAAGAAACGUCUGACCACAGUGAUUGCCAACAAGGAUUUUACCACCAAGUAAUAAGUUGAAGGGGUCAAAUACUUAUUUCACUCAUUGACAUGCAAAUGAAUUUAUAACUUUUUUGACAUGUGUUUUUCCGUUUUUUUUUUUUUUUGUUAUGCUGUCUCUCUCUGUUAAAAUACACAAUUAUAGACUGAUCAUUUCUUUGUCAGUGGGCAAACGUUCAAAAUCAGCAGGGGAUCAAAUACAUUUUUCUCCCCUCACUGUAUAUGUGCCAUAUUAGAAAUAUGGCUGAAAUACUCUACCAGCGAUUUAUAAAGAAGCAAAAUUAUAUUUUCAUCCUGAGAAAUUAUACCCCUAUUUAUACAUGACAAAACCUUACUGGCCAUAGCAACUGCAGAUUGUUAAAUAAGCUGAAAAAAGACUUGCAUCUCACAUCUGUUUUUGGAACUGAACUGAAGGAAGCAAAAACCAUAGCUUGAAUUGCUUUCCAAUUUUGCAACAAACAACGAAAAUUCUGUCUUGACCCUGGAAUGGCAGCCAGAUUUCUCCUUGGAUAAAGAAGAUGUUACCCCACAUAUUGAAAAUUAUAUCCCUGAAUGCUAUGUUUGUACAAGAAUUCAUCCAGUUACUGGUUAAAUAUCUGUACAGACUCUGAUAAAAACACAUUUUAAGGUAGAGAAUUCUACAUCUUUAUUGUUCUUUCUGAACCCUGUCUUAGACCAAAUAUCCUUUCUUCCAGCCUAAAUGGGUGGCCUCUAGUACUAUGUUAAGUCCUGUUUAUGAAUAAAAUUCCAGAUGCUUUGAAGAAAAAGUGGGUUGAGAUAUGAGACACUAGCUAGUUGGAGCAUUUCGGUCAAGAGAUGGCUUUUUUUAGGAAGAUGUUUAAAAGAAAUAGGAACUACACCACAGGAAAGACAGCAAUUGAAGAUGUUGUUAAGGAUGGCACAAGGGAAGAGAAAUAUGACCAGGAUCAAGGGAAUGAAAACAAAAGGGUAGGUUGUGGGGCAAGGGUAAAACAGUGGGUCAUACAUCUCCUAUUCAAUACGUGAGAUGAAGAACUGAAGGGCAGAAGAACAACAGUGGCUAACAGAGUGCAAUAAAGGAAGUUUAAACUUAAGAUAUUUCUUUACAGGAACUUGAAGCGCUUCUAAUUUUGAAACAAACUACGAAAAAAUUCCUUCUUGAUCCCAAAAUGGCAGCCAGAAAUCUCCUUGAACCAUGAAGCUAUAACCCCACUAAUUAAAAAC